AUGGGCAAGUGUCGCGGUCUUCCUACUGCCAGGAAGCUCCGUAGCCACCGACAAGCCCGGAAGUGGCAUGAUACACAGUACAAGAAAGCCCAUUUGGGCAUUGCCCUGAAGGCCAACCCUUUUGGCGGCAUUUCUCACGCCAAGGGAAUUGUGCUGGAAAAAGUAGGAGUUGAAGCCAAACAGCCAAAUUCUGCCAUCAGGAAGUGUGUCAGGGUUCAGCUAAUCAAGAAUGGCAAAAAAAUCACUGCUUUUGUACCCAAUGAUGGUUGCUUGAAUUUUAUUGAGGAAAAUGAUGAAGUUCUGGUUGCUGGAUUUGGUCGCAAAGGUCAUGCUGUUGGUGACAUUCCUGGAGUCUGCUUUAAGUAGCCAAUUGUCAAAGUA
Molecule: messenger RNA, 381 nt
Organism: Bubalus bubalis (water buffalo)
Lineage: Eukaryota; Metazoa; Chordata; Mammalia; Artiodactyla; Bovidae
Product: 40S ribosomal protein S23-like
Exons: 1
Coding region: 1-366 (121 amino acids)
Biological process (GO): translation
Cellular component (GO): cytosolic small ribosomal subunit; ribosome
Molecular function (GO): structural constituent of ribosome
Source: RefSeq, a predicted model, not a curated record